This is a messenger RNA of Brassica napus (rape), 720 nucleotides long. RefSeq names its product F-box/kelch-repeat protein At5g39560-like. The record is from RefSeq and is a predicted model, not a curated record. Lineage: Eukaryota; Viridiplantae; Streptophyta; Magnoliopsida; Brassicales; Brassicaceae. Gene Ontology annotation, molecular function: protein binding. Bases 1 to 720 code for a protein of 239 amino acids. The transcript is spliced from 3 exons.
AUGGUAAAACUCUCGAGCUUGGCUAGAUUAUAUUCAAGACCUAAAAGAAGCACCAAAUCCAAAGUAGAGCAGCCACCCCCGCAGAAGAAGGAGGAGAUGAAUACUAUUACAGUCUCCACCAGGGCUAGCUUAUGUUCAAGACCUAUAAGAAGCACCAAAUUAGAGCAACCGCCGCAGAAGAAGAAGAAGGAGUACCGUUCACUCUCCUUAGUCUCCAAGACCUUCCGCUCUCUCAUCUCUUCCCCAGAACUCUACACCGUUCGCUCCCAGAUCGGAAAUACAGAGCCUUGCCUCUGCAUACGCCAAGAGUUACCCACUCAUGAUCGUUGGUACAUUCUCGACCAAACUCUGUCAACCACUUUAGCCGUCGGUUUCGAAAUCUAUCAAAUAGGAGGUGACCAGCUGCCAUCAUCCACCGUUCGUGUGCUUGAUUUUCGGACUCGCACGUGGCGUGAUGCUCCUGAUAUGGGGGUAGCAAGGAAAUGCCCCGAGUCUGCUCUUAUAGACAGCAAGAUAUAUGUAGUUGGAGGAGGAACAGAAGAGUCUGAGGUUUUCGACCUAAAGUCUCAGACUUGGAAUCCAUUGCCUAGCCUUAGUGACGACGGUGACUACCCUGAGGUUCAGCUUCGCAGAGGAGAGCUAUUCGCCACCACAAGUAAGCAUAAAAAGUUGUCAAACAAGGAACAUGGAAGGAACAUCAAGGGCUUCCUUUAUGAAUGA